Entrophospora candida is the source of this 1245-nucleotide messenger RNA. Lineage: Eukaryota; Fungi; Glomeromycota; Glomeromycetes; Entrophosporales; Entrophosporaceae. The record is from the annotation of a GenBank genome assembly.
AUGUCGACAGUUAUUUCUUCUAGCCCCCUUGCUCUAAGACCUGAUUAUUCUGCUUUAAAAUUACAAAAUCAAAAUUUUGGAGAAAAGAAGAACAAGCCAUCUAUCACCACCACUUCCACCACCUCCCUCUCUUCUCCUAGUUCUAGUGUUUCGUUAAAUAUGUUUCAAGAACAUGACGAAGAAAUAUUAAACAAUACUGAAGGUUUAGGAAUAAAAUUAAAUUACGAUAUUAAUAUUGAAGUAAAUGGAAAAGAGGGAAAAGAUAGCAUCGAGAAUAUAAAUGACAAUGACGAUAUUGAUAAUGAUCAAAAUAUUAACAAACUCAACAAUGAAAAAACAAAAAAAAACCAAGCUCCUCAUUUUGAAUACGUCUCCUAUGACAAAGUUCAAGAUCUAUAUGAACAAAGAAAAGGUCAUUUCUAUUUCAUCCCUGAAGGUUUCGAGCCUGUCUUGGUACCAAAUGAUACAGCAGCUCAAACAGUAACAAAUCUUUUGGAAUCAACAAAACCGGUCUCAGCUACUCCAAAUGUAUCAAGAAUGCUUCCUGACACCGAUGUUCGUCUUCCUUCAUAUGCACUACCAUGUGGCGUCAAUACAAAUUCAAAGAAGGACAAUGCUAACGCAAACAAGGCCAACAGCAAACCAAAGAAAACUCCACGACCUCCGAACGCUUUUAUUCUUUACAGAAGAGCAAAACAACCAGUUAUUGUUGCUCAAAAUGCUGGAAUCUCUAAUAAUGAUGUUUCCAAAGAAAUUGGAAAAAUGUGGCAUGAAGAAUCUUUGGAAGUUAGACUCAAGUAUCAGAAGUUGGCAGAAAAGGCCAAAGAAGAGCACACAAAGAGAUUUCCUGAGUACAAAUAUAGACCUCGCCGUCCACAAGACAAGAAACGUCAUUUACAACAACCACCACCACCAGCAACUCACGUAGGGAAAGAGACUUACAAAGGACAUCAGCAAUAUCAAUUAUUAUCAACUCAAGCACAAAUAUUCUAUCAAAAUCAAAUGAACGAAAUUCCACAAAUUAAUGCAUUCUCGGCAAUUGAUAACAAUACUGAUAUUGAUCUUACUAGCAAUGAUAUUGACGGUGAUAAUAACAAUAAUCAAUUUACCGCAUAUCUUCAAAACAAUAAUAACCUGAUGGAUUUCUCGCUAUUUCAAGAACUUCAACAAAACCAUAACAUUGACUUCAAUAAUUAUAAUCUUCCCCUCACUUAUAAUCUUUUUGGAACAAAACCUGAUUAUUAA